Messenger RNA from Paramisgurnus dabryanus, 2364 nucleotides. It is a transcript of the gene ivd, whose product is annotated as isovaleryl-CoA dehydrogenase. NCBI's taxonomy places the organism in Eukaryota, Metazoa, Chordata, Actinopteri, Cypriniformes, Cobitidae. Gene Ontology annotation, molecular function: 3-methylbutanoyl-CoA dehydrogenase activity; flavin adenine dinucleotide binding. Gene Ontology annotation, biological process: L-leucine catabolic process. Gene Ontology annotation, cellular component: mitochondrion. The record is from RefSeq and is a predicted model, not a curated record.
UACUAGAGAAGGAGAACAGAGUUCUUUCCAGAGGCUUUAAGUGAGGUUUUCGUUGCCCUCUGCACUCUCCUUUUGCUGUUGGGUAACUUUCUGCUUUAUCUGGCAUAUAUUUCGAUUUCCCAACAUGUUUGCUGCCAGACGAGCGCUGCGUCUUUGUCAGAGAGUUGCAAACAUUAACUUAUCGCGACGCGGAUGCGCUGGUGCUGUUCCUGUCGAUGACAUCGUCAACGGGCUCACCGACGAGCAAAUCCAGCUCAGACAGACGGUUCAGAGAUUCUGCCAGGAGAAACUCGCUCCACAGGCUGAUGAGAUUGACAAGAAAAACGAGUUUCCUCGCAUGAGGGAGUUUUGGAAGGAAAUGGGUGACCUUGGACUGCUUGGAAUCACUGCUCCAGUGGAGUACGGUGGAACGGGAUUGGGAUAUCUUGAUCACGUAAUCGUCAUGGAAGAGCUCUCCCGAGUAUCUGCAGCUAUUGCGCUCAGCUAUGGAGCGCACUCCAACCUGUGCGUAAACCAGCUGGUUCGACACGCAAACCAGAAGCAGAAGGAGAAGUACAUGCCUAAAUUGAUGACAGGGGAACACGUGGGAGCCUUGGCCAUGAGUGAGUCCAACUCCGGCUCUGACGUGGUGUCCAUGAAACUGACAGCCCGAAAACAAGGUGACCACUACGUGUUAAAUGGUAAUAAGUUCUGGAUUACGAAUGGACCCGAUGCGGAUGUUCUGAUUGUGUAUGCUAAGACAAACCCAGAGGCAGCAGCCCGUGGCAUCACUGCUUUUAUUGUAGAAAAGGGCAUGGCGGGAUUCAGCACUGCUCAAAAAUUGGAUAAACUAGGAAUGAGGGGAUCAAGCACCUGUGAACUUGUCUUUGAGGACUGCAAGGUUCCUGAGGAAAACGUAUUGGGUCCGUUAAAUAAAGGCGUAUAUGUUUUGAUGAGUGGUUUGGACCUGGAGAGACUGGUAUUGGCUGCAGGGCCUGUUGGUAUCAUGCAAGCUGUGUUGGACCAUGCAAUCCCUUAUGUGCAUGUUCGCGAAGCCUUUGGACAAAAAAUUGGCCACUUUCAGCUAAUCCAAGGAAAGAUGGCCGAUAUGUAUACACGACUCAGUUCGUGUCGGCAAUAUUUAUACAACGUCGCCCGCGCUUGCGACAAAGGCCAUUUCAGCGCUAAGGACUGCGCUGGGGUAAUUCUUUAUUGUGCUGAGAAUGCGACUCAAGUUGCCUUGGAUGGGAUUCAAUGCCUGGGUGGAAAUGGGUACAUUAAUGACUACCCGAUGGGCCGAUUUCUGAGGGAUGCUAAACUUUAUGAGAUUGGAGCUGGGACCAGUGAGGUCAGAAGAAUGGUCAUUGGCAGGGCUUUCAAUGCCAUGUUCAAAUAAAAGCAGCACUUACUUAAUGGGAGGGUCAGAUUAUAGCACUUUGGAUUAUAGUACAGCUAAUAUAUCAUUAAAUAUAAAAUCCGGUACAUGAACUACAAUAGAUGAUUUUCUGUUUUGUUUUUCUUCACUGCUUUUCUAAAUGUCAAAAACCUUUUGAUUUCAAACUACCUGUAUACCUCCAUGAUAAAAGGGUCAAACUCACAGGGACAAAUGCAAUGUUAAGAAAUAACAUUUGAUGAUGGAUAGUUAAAUGGAUAGUUCACCCAAAAAAAUGAAUAUUCUGUCAUUUACUCACACUCAUGUUGUUACAAACCUGUAUACAUGUAUUUGUUUUGAUGAACACACAGAUAUUAUUAGGAAUGUUUGUAACACAAAAUCGAUCAGAGACCCCAUUGGCUUCCAUAGUAUUGUUUUUCCUACUAUGGAAGUCAAUGGGGCCUCUGAUCAGUUUUUUUUUUACAAACAUUCCUCAAAAUAUCUUCCUUUGUGUUCAUCAGAACAAAGAAAUGUAUACAGGUUUGUAACAACAUGAAAGUGAAUAAAUGAUGACAGAAUUUUUGGGUGAACUAUACCUUUAAUUAUACUCUAUCUUUUGAAGAAAAGGAGUGGUGACGCACAAACUCAUCACAUAUUAUUUUUUCCAGAAGCCUUUGUUGUGUGUCUUGGGUGUGAUCAAUAAAAUCAGUGUUAUUCAUGACGUGUUACAUAUUUUGCAUACAACCCCUGCCUUUCUAAUGUGAUGUUUUCUGGCUGUUUUUUUUGUGAGGAAAAGUACUUUAGAAGAUAUUUAUUGCAGUGAAUGUUAUUGAAAUGUUCAUAAUUCAUUUGCAUUAAAACAUUAUGUAAUUUACCAAUAAAUUGUAGGAUUUUAAACAAACUGUCAACACAUCAAAUUUCCCUUCAGCCUUAAUGGUUAAUCAUUUCUUGUCUGUAAAAUAAUCAAUUUUGUUUGUUGUAAUGCUUGUUAAGAAUAAACACCUUAAAGACCA